Messenger RNA from Entrophospora candida, 357 nucleotides. Lineage: Eukaryota; Fungi; Glomeromycota; Glomeromycetes; Entrophosporales; Entrophosporaceae. The record is from the annotation of a GenBank genome assembly.
GUUAGAAAUGAAUAUUUUGAUUCAGGAAUUGAACAAAGUAUGUCUCAAAUGCAAACAAUUAUUGAAUUGGGUGGAAUCAUUCAUGAAAAAGAGAAUAUAAGUCUAAAGACACCAUCAAAAGAACUUAUUGUUGUACACUCAAAUACUCAAUAUUAUUCAGAUGUUUUAUCACUUGAAAAUUAUAUUUUUAAAAAUUGGAUAAUAAAAUUUAGAAGCAGAUUGGAAAGUUUUAGGUGCAAACUUAUAAAAGAUGUAGUGAAAGUUAAAAAUGCAUUGCCAAAAGCCAAAGAUAUUGUGGUUGAUAGUAUAAAAUUGGCUGGUUUACAACUUGUUGAUGUAUUACAAAUUCAUAACUGA